Messenger RNA from Trichoderma virens Gv29-8, 318 nucleotides. RefSeq lists its product as uncharacterized. Bases 1 to 318 code for a protein of 105 amino acids. The transcript is spliced from 3 exons. The record is from RefSeq and is a predicted model, not a curated record. Lineage: Eukaryota; Fungi; Ascomycota; Sordariomycetes; Hypocreales; Hypocreaceae.
AUGACCGAGAAUUACAAAGAAUCGUAUGACAAGUGGUGUGAGAAAUGUAAUCAUUGCGUCCCAUAUCUAUUUGCUAUCUAUGAAGUCAUGCUCACAUCUCCAUAUUGGAGUUUCCCUUGCCUUACGACAACCAGUCUAUCCCUGGAUUACUCGCUCAAUGGGGGAAGCCCAAGUGUCCACAUGCAGAGCGACAUCCAGGCAGGGGGGGCCUUGUACAAGCUCAUGCUGCGCGUUGCCAAAAAGGGAGUCUGGAUGGAGCCGCCCACGUGGGACUUGCAGUCCAGCUGCAAAAUCCAAACAUGCGGAACAGAGGCUUAA